This is a messenger RNA of Rhizopus microsporus ATCC 52813, 1194 nucleotides long. RefSeq names its product kinase isozyme 4. The record is from RefSeq and is a predicted model, not a curated record. NCBI's taxonomy places the organism in Eukaryota, Fungi, Mucoromycota, Mucoromycetes, Mucorales, Rhizopodaceae. Gene Ontology annotation, molecular function: pyruvate dehydrogenase (acetyl-transferring) kinase activity. Gene Ontology annotation, biological process: protein phosphorylation; regulation of glucose metabolic process. Gene Ontology annotation, cellular component: mitochondrion. The transcript has 4 exons. The coding region runs from base 1 to 1194 and encodes 397 amino acids.
AUGCUUCGUUUCAUUAAUAAAUCACCUAAUUUAUUUCAACUUCGUACAAUUACUUCAAAGGCUAUAGAAAGACCUCACUCACAUGCCUUUUAUGACGACAAAAUAACUACAUUUGCCAGUAAACCAGUUAAGCCAGUCACCUUGAAGCAACUCGUUCGAUUUGGUCAACCACCUUUAUCCAAUGAAAGCUUACAAGCUUGCACAACCUAUGCACGAACUGAACUACCUGUGCGUUUGGCCAGACGUGUGAGAGCCUUUCAGAGUUUACCUUUUAUUGUAGGCACUAAUCCAUAUAUAAAAGAAAUCUACAACCUAUAUUACGAUUCCUUUGAGACAUUGAUCAAGUAUGUGCCAGCAGACACUGACGACUGGGAGUUCAUCGAGACAUUGAAGGACUUUGUUGAAAGACACAGUGACAAUAUACCUACGUUAGCACGAGGCUUUCUGGAGUGUAAGCAAUACAUGAACAGUCAGGACAUGGCACGGUUCCUAGACGAUAUGAUACAUGCACGAAUAGGAAUUCGAUUGAUUGCCGAACAAGCUAUUGCAUUGAUGCACCAAAAGGAUCUCCAAACGGACGGAAGGGUCGGCAUUAUCGAAACACAGCUCAAACCAGCAGAAUCGAUCAAACGCUGUGCCGAGUUUGUGUCCGAAUUAUGCGAGUUUAAUUACGGCCAGAGUCCUGAGAUCAUUAUCGAUGGACACACGGAUACCCAAUUCACAUACGUGCCCGUUCAUCUAGAAUAUAUAUUGACGGAACUACUGAAGAACUCGUACCGGGCAACGAUCGAGUAUCAUCAAAAGAUGAAGCGCAAUGUACCACCGCCUCCGAUCCAGGUCACGAUCAGUCAUGGCCAAGAAGAUAUCUCGAUACGUAUUCGAGAUCAAGGAAAUGGUAUUAGUGAAUCUGAUCUUCACAAGGUCUUUGAGUAUUCGUAUACGACCGUGCCUAAAUCAAAAGAAGAUGCAGAACAUGAUCCAUCAAGCAUUUUUAGAAAUAUUACAGAAAUAGCUAUGCAAUCUGGUGUGGGCGGUCCCCUUGCCGGACUAGGGUUUGGUUUACCACUGGCAAGAAUGUAUGCCCGAUAUUUUGGUGGUUCACUCACGCUUGUGUCUAUGUGGGGAUACGGAUGUGACGUAUUUUUGAAGCUAAGACAUAUUGAUGAAUUACUGGCAGAAGGAUUAGAAAUUUAA